CCCUCCUACGGGUCGACGACUCCCUACCAGAUUCACCUAUAUAAAAGGGGUACCGUGCCUCGACAGGGCAGCACAUCACCGUUCGUACUUUAGGGCGAGUACUGGUUAGAAAAUUUCCAGCAGCGCUUUUUCCACGCGAUUAACGCCAUGAGAACAAUAAUCAUCCUAGCCACAAUUUUCAGUGCAGCCAUAGCAGAGCCAGGAUACGUGCGCUCAGUGAUUCCCUACAGUUACCUGGAAGUUUUGGACACACCGGAAGUGGCACAGGCGAAGGCAGCCCAUCUCGCGACUCAAGCGUACGAGGCGGCAAGGAACACGCUCGGAUACGCUCACGUGCCAGCUUUAAUCCAUGUUUACACACCUGUAUCUGGCGCGCCCCUCGGCGCUGAUGGAAAUGUUAUCGAUACGCCUGAGGUCGCGGAGGCGAAGGCUGCUCAUCUGACCGCUCACGCACUGGAGACUGCGAAGAAUCUAGGCCUCCAUCCAUAUGGCGCCUUGGCUUUCGCUUCGCUGCCUUAUGCUUAUAGAUUUGGAUACGGUGCCCCCAUUGGUCCUGAUGGCAGAGUGAUAGACACUCCGGAAGUUGCAGCGGCGAAAGCAGCUCAUUUGGCCGCGCAUGAAGCUGCAAAACUUGCUAAUAAUCCUUGACCAUUUGAACAGAAAUAUUCGAAAGGAAGAAUGACCAUAAAAUAAUCUUCUAUCUCUUUAUUCAAUUAUCGAUUUAUCGAAAUGCAAACGAACAAUGAUCGAUGAUUCUCGUUCUAUAUAUCUUUGUCAAUAUAAAAUGAUCUUAGGACUUUAAAUGAUUAAAUAU
Molecule: messenger RNA, 814 nt
Organism: Apis mellifera (honey bee)
Lineage: Eukaryota; Metazoa; Arthropoda; Insecta; Hymenoptera; Apidae
Product: cuticle protein 18.7
Exons: 3
Coding region: 148-648 (166 amino acids)
Source: RefSeq, a predicted model, not a curated record